AUGAUCAACAAAUUGCAAUCUCAGCCACAAUCAAAGAAGAUGGGCUCAGCAUCCACGUUCGACUACGCGUCGCUCAAAGAGCUGCUGAAGGACACCAAGGCCGAGGUGUUACUACCGAGCGAUGGUGCAAAGUAUGAGAAGAGCAUUGAAAGAUGGGGUGAACAGUGUAUCAAAAGAGCAUCCGCCGUAGUCCUCGUCACUUCGUCCUCCGACGUCUCAGCAACCAUGACCAUCAUCCGGGACCACAGUAUUCCCUUCACCGUCCGUGGAGGCGGCCACUCCACAUCCGGUGCAGCUUCAAUCGAACACGGCCUUGUAAUAGACCUAUCCAGCAUGCGCGCCGUCACUGUCGACCCCGAAGCCAAAACCAUAACAGUCCAAGGCGGCGCCCUCUGGUCAGACGUCGACGCCGAAGCUGCAAAAUACGACCUUGCAACCGUCGGCGGUACUGUCAACCACACUGGCGUAGGAGGUUUAACACUAGGUGGAGGAUACGGGUAUCUCAGUGGAAACCUCUCCCUGACAGCCUCCUCGCACGAAAACCCGUCCCUCUUCUGGGCCAUCCGCGGGGCGGGCGCAAACUUCGGCGUCGUCACAUCCUUCACCUUCCGCGCCUUCCCCCAAGCCUCCCCCGUCUUCGCUGGACCCCUGAUAUUCGCACCCUCCGCACUCCCUCAAAUCGUCGCGUUUGCAAACUCUUUCCACGAGAAGAAUGACGGGAACCAGGCGCUGCUGUGGGGGUUCAGUGCGCCGCCGCCUGCGAACGCACCGGUCGUCAUGUGUCAGUUAUUCUUCAACGGGGCAGAAGACGAUGCGCGGGCGUUUUUCAAGGAGUUGUGGGAUGUUGGGCCAAUCGCAGAUAUGACGAGCAUGAUGCCGUACGAAAAAGUGAAUGGUCUGCUCAACCACACCGCGGGCUUUGACGGGCGGAAACAAUUCGGCGGUGGGGCGUUCAAAUUGCCUCUUGGCGCCAAUUUCGUAGAGAGCCUGCAUGCAGAGUUUUCGGCGUUUGUGGGCAGUCAUGAGCGCAUGGGCGAGAGCAUGAUGUUAUUCGAGUGCGUGCCGUAUGGGAAGAUUAUGGAGGCGGGGAACGCGAGUAUGGCAUUUUCGAACAGGGGGGAUUAUUACAAUUUGGCGACGGUGUUUAAGUGGUUCGAUCCGGAGCUCGAUGACGAGAUUCGCGUCUUCUCUCGCAAUUUGUUGAAGAAGGCGUCAGAGACGGCGGCGAGCAGGUCUGAGGAUGGGGGCGUUGGGCAGUAUGGAAACUACGCUUCUGUGGAUGUCGAGGCUAAUGAUAUCUUCGGCGCCAACGUCAAGAAGCUGGAAGAUUUGAAGCAGAAGUAUGACCCUGACAAUCUGUUCAGCCAUGGUACAAAGUUGACGCCACGGCCGCUUGUUGUGGUGAAUUGAUCUUCUUCAACCUAAAGACCUACAGUCUCGAAAACAACCCAAUUCCAAAGACAAAUUCUCGCGCUAUCUC
Messenger RNA from Parastagonospora nodorum SN15, 1480 nucleotides. RefSeq lists its product as hypothetical. Lineage: Eukaryota; Fungi; Ascomycota; Dothideomycetes; Pleosporales; Phaeosphaeriaceae. The record is from RefSeq and is a predicted model, not a curated record. The transcript has 5 exons. Bases 1 to 1410 code for a protein of 469 amino acids. Gene Ontology annotation, molecular function: FAD binding; oxidoreductase activity.